Molecule: messenger RNA, 966 nt
Organism: Portunus trituberculatus (swimming crab)
Lineage: Eukaryota; Metazoa; Arthropoda; Malacostraca; Decapoda; Portunidae
Exons: 2
Coding region: 244-888 (214 amino acids)
Source: RefSeq, a predicted model, not a curated record
GGAAUUUCCAUGGCGACAGCCAAGACACGCCUUUCGUAUAUCCAGGUUUAACGUAUAGCCUUGCUUUUUCCAAUACGUGCUGGGUGAUCAGGUGACAUGGCGUGAGGUCCGAAAACGUUUGCCAUCCCAGAGUACAGGUAGAUACAGAGCCACCGCGGCCGCGCUCCUUCAUUAACCGCCUGGCUGUUGAACGGGAAACAUCCGCCUCUACCAACGCUCGCUCUGUUUGUAAAAUCCUUGAAAAUGAUUCCUCACGUUGAGCUCGUGAUGGACCACGACAAACUUCCAGUCAGAGGCUCAGUGGAUACAGUUGUGACGAAGACUUGCAAGAUUCUCCUCUUCCUCGGCUCAGUCUGCGGCGCAGCGAUAUUAGGAGCAGGGGUGACUCUGUUCAUCGCUCCACAGUACAAUACUACUCGUGAUCCUGUGCGGCCUUGUGAUUCUUCUCUCGCUCAACACCACCUGGUGAUGACAACUGUGCCCAGUGAUACCCUUAGUCCAGAUACCACGUCGAGCAGCAGAAGUGCCUCAGAGAGUGACAGUGUAUCAGUGCAUCCGACAACAACCCACACGGACGAGGAGAGGUUUCACAAGCAGCAAGAGAAACUCAGGAACAUUGCAAAGUGCCAGCCGAUGCCUCACCCAGUGAGAGUGAACGAUGAUGGUGAACUGCCCUACUGGGACCACCUUCGGGACAAGGAUCUCCUGUCACCAGUGGUCCCCAUCAACCGCUGUCCCACGUCUUGUGGACUCUGUGUUUGGGGGGAGCGGUGCUUACCAACCAGGAACACCACUACCUCCGUCCUGUUGAAGUAUCUGGACGACAACAAUCAAAUCAAGUAUGAAGAGAGAGACCUGCAGGAACACCUCGAAUGUUCAUGUCACUGAGUAUCUUGGAAUUAUUAAAUUAUUUAUUUUCAUUUCUAGUCAGAUAUGUUAAACUAAUAAAUAACAUUAUUUUUUCAA